Molecule: messenger RNA, 1539 nt
Organism: Scaptodrosophila lebanonensis
Lineage: Eukaryota; Metazoa; Arthropoda; Insecta; Diptera; Drosophilidae
Product: trafficking protein particle complex subunit 12
Exons: 5
Coding region: 35-1501 (488 amino acids)
Cellular component (GO): Golgi apparatus; TRAPP complex
Molecular function (GO): protein binding
Source: RefSeq, a predicted model, not a curated record
AAUCAUUUCCAUAAGGCCUUAACCCGUGCACGUGAUGUCAAAUAGCUCUAACGGCCGCCUGAGCGAAUAUUUUGCGAACGACCCACCCAGCUUUUUUGAUGAGCUAAAGCCCAAAGAUACUCCCACACAAGCACAAGCACAACAAACAGGUGCGAGUGCAGGAAUGCAGAAAAGUGAGAACACAAAUAUGUUGGCGACAUCCUUCACAGGAUGCUUUAAACCGCCUGAAUAUGUAGAGACCAACCCAGAUACAGAGGACGAUCUAAAAGUUAGCGAUGAUGUGCGAAAUUUAUGGGACUUUCAAGGCAAGCAAAGUGAUUCUCUUAUUAUGCCUGGUAUCCACACACCCGCUGAUCUGCCCGACCACAUUAGCAUAGCAGUAACACAACACUUGGGUGAUUCUGAGCUGGCUCAUCGAAAAAUCCUUGGUGUGGAUGAUGUCACACAGGACGAACGCGGCCUACGUUCCCUGAUGUAUGCAGGGUGCUAUCGUGCCGCUGUUAACCUGACAGGCAGACUCUUGACUAUAUAUGGGCAGGGCUAUGGCCGCGCGGGUCAGCCAGCGAAACAUUCACCUCAUUCACUGCAGCUCUGGUUCACACGAUUGGCUCUACUUGCUAAAUUAGGAGAGUUCGAACUGCUACAAGCAGAAGCCUCACCUUUUGAACAACUAAACGCCCCCGAUGUCUUCUACGAAUUCUAUCCCGAAAUGUACAAUGGCAAGAGCGGCUCGAUAGCGUGUUUCUCAUUUAGGCUGCUCCUCGCAGAGCUCCCGAUUUACCUAGGAAAGCCACAUGUGGCGCUGGACAAUCUCUCCGAACUACACGUUACCAGCAACGAGAUCAGGGAACAUUUUCAAAAAAUAAAAGAUACUUCCGCCGAGGAGUUCUGGCAGCGACGCUCCGAGAGGGUAUUGCAUUCGAUCAUAAACUGUGCCUUAAUGAUGAAGAAAUUCAACAUGAUCGAUGAUAUAAUUGGUGGCAUGCUUUUAACGCGAGCUAAUCUGACCAAAGAGGAGCAGCGAGCUCUAUACUCGGCUUGGGGACGCAUAUAUUUGCAAAUUGGUGAUAUUUUUGGCGCUGAGCAAAAGUUUGCUGUCUCUCGUCGGCUACGAGAAAUAAACUCCCAGCCUGACUUGCGAGACUUAGUGGACAAAGGACUCAUUUCUGUUGCCAAAAACGACUUUCCCGAAGCCUAUCUAGUAUUCCAAAAGGCCCUGCAUUUAGAUUCCGGCAAUACAAUGUUGUUGAACAAUAUGGGAGUCUGUUUGCUGUAUGCCGGCAAAUUAAAGGACGCCAUCAAUUUGUAUGAACGUGCCAUCCAUAUCAAUCCACAGAAAUCAUUGAAUGAGAGCCUGUUGGUCAAUUUGUCUACGCUAUACGAAUUGGAAUCGAAUAAUUCAAAGGCUAAAAAGUUAAAUCUGUUGCGCUUGAUUAACAGAUUUAAGCCAGACCUAAAUAUCAGUAUUGAGCUUUGUUUAAAACUGCAAGCGACUAACUAGUAAAGAUUUUAAUACUGAUUGACAUUAACAUUCCCAAU